Messenger RNA from Oncorhynchus gorbuscha (pink salmon), 1078 nucleotides. RefSeq names its product importin subunit alpha-7-like. The record is from RefSeq and is a predicted model, not a curated record. Gene Ontology annotation, cellular component: nucleoplasm; nucleus. Gene Ontology annotation, biological process: NLS-bearing protein import into nucleus. NCBI's taxonomy places the organism in Eukaryota, Metazoa, Chordata, Actinopteri, Salmoniformes, Salmonidae. The transcript is spliced from 6 exons. Bases 43 to 765 code for a protein of 240 amino acids. Gene Ontology annotation, molecular function: protein binding; nuclear import signal receptor activity.
GUUUCAGAGCCGUCAGCCAGUCCAGCGAAGGAUAACCACAGGAUGAACAGCUACAAGAACAAAGCCCUGAAUGUGGAGGAGAUGAGACGCAGGAGAGAGGAGGAGGGUGUCCAGCUGAGGAAGCAGAAACGAGAACAACAGCUGUUCAAGAGGAGAAAUGUUGACAUGUUGAACGAGGAGGGAGUCAUGUUUGAGAGUCCACUGGUCGACUCGUAUGUGGACUCCACAGCCACAGAGGAAGGUGUCCUAACGAGACGCCUGGUGGAGAUGCUCUUCUCAGAGGACCCAGAGCUCCAACUCACCACCACACAGACGUUCAGGAAACUACUGUCCAAAGAACCCAAUCCACCUAUUGACGAGGUCAUCAACACCCCAGGCAUUGUAGAGAGGUUUGUAGAGUUCCUCAAGAUGAGCGUCAACUGCACAUUACAGUUUGAGGCAGCCUGGGCCUUGACCAACAUAGCAUCAGGUACAUCCAUGCAGACUAACAUAGUAAUCGAGGCAGGAGCAGUCCCCAUCUUUAUAGAACUACUCAACUCUGACUUUGAAGAUGUUCAGGAACAGGCAGUGUGGCGCUUGGGUAACAUAGCAGGGGACAGUGCAGUGUGCAGAGACUACGUACUCAACUGUAAUAUCCUGCCACCACUAUUAAUGCUUCUGACUAAAUCCACCAGACUGAGCAUGACCAGGAAUGCAGUGUGGGCUCUGUCUAACCUGUGCAGGGGGAAGAGCCCCCCACCUGUAUUUGAGAAGGUAACACCCUAAUCCCACCCACUGUCCCAACCCCCUGCCCCCAUCUCUAUAUUAGAUGUAUCCAAGGAGCCCUAUGGAAGUCUAAAUGAAACCAUCUCUAUAUUAGAUGUAUCCAAGGAGCCCUAUGGAAGUCUAAAUGAAACCAUCUCUAUAUUAGAUGUAUCCAAAGAGCCCUAUGGAAGUCUAAAUGAAACCAUCUCUAUAUUAGAUGUAUCGAAAGAGCCCUAUGGAAGUCUAAAUGAAGCCAUCUCUAUAUUAGAUGUAUCCAAAGAGCCCUAUGGAAGUCUAAAUGAAACCAUCUCUAUAUUAGAUGUAUCCAAAGAGC